This is a messenger RNA of Fusarium verticillioides 7600, 1302 nucleotides long. RefSeq lists its product as hypothetical. The transcript has 2 exons. The coding region runs from base 1 to 1302 and encodes 433 amino acids. The record is from RefSeq and is a predicted model, not a curated record. Lineage: Eukaryota; Fungi; Ascomycota; Sordariomycetes; Hypocreales; Nectriaceae.
AUGCGUCUGCCUGCAAUUGUUGGUGCCGUUGGCCUCCUGGGCACAGUAGUCGAAGCUGCUCCUCGAGGUUCUUGGUUCAGUUCUUUCCAGCAGCGUCGAGUUGCUCGGUCUCCCAAUGGAAACGCCUACGACCCUCCCAGCUAUACUCCCGUGAACACAUACACUCCUGUCAACACUUACGCGGCCACCAAGAACACCACCACACCGACAACUCACUCGAAAACUCUUGAGCCAAGCAUCCAAUGUCCUUCUAACUACGUGUUUGUCUCUACCAAGACUGUCGAUGUCACCGUCACUGUCACCGCUUCUUCCAAAGGAUCUUACUACACCACUGCUGUCUGCCACGACUGCACCAAGACCUUGACCAUUAGCAACACCAUCUACGUGCCCCCUAGCAAGUAUGCUUCAACCAUGCCAUACGGCGAGCAGAACUCUGGAUCUCCUUAUCCCGCCAACUCGACCUAUGCGGCGCCUUCUCAGACCAAGAAUGGCUACCCUUACAUGAACUCUACUAUUGGAUACUCUGCCUCUACGCCCACCGGUUAUAAAACUCCUGGCCAGAGCGCAGUCUACAGCACUGCCAAUGGCUACGUCUCUCCUCCUGUCUACACUAAACCGGUCUAUACCAAGCCUGUGUACUCGGACCCUACUUAUGGUAACUCCACUGGCACACAGUCAGGCUAUGUCCCUCCUGUGUAUACCAAGCCUGUCUAUUCCUCAGUUGCUUCUGGAAAUGGAACAGUCCCCGUGUACACGAAGCCUGUAGAAACUCCUACGUACACGCCUCCUGUUUACACUAAGCCGGUCUACUCCCAGCCCAGCAACUCAUCAACCGUUGUGCCACCAGUCAUCUCGACAACUAGUGACAAGGCCGUCUAUACCCCACCAGUCUACACUAAGCCCGCCUACUCGGUGCCUGAAAACUCCUCAACCGUUGACCCUAUUAUCUCAACUUCCACCAGCUCUGAUGAUAGCUCCGUCUACACACCGCCCGUCUAUACUGACCCCGCUGUCAGAAGCGAGUUUUCUGAGCACUCUACCGUCUCCAUCCCUACCAACUCGACAACAUACCAGGAUACAACGGUGCUUUCCACUGCUGAGAGCACGACCACCAGCGCAGAAACGGAGACACCCGCCGAGACUACCACAUCUGCCACUACCAGCUCAGAGACCUCCCCUGUGAUCCCAAUCUACCCAGCAUCUGAGGACGUUACCAGUACCCAGGACACAUCAAUUUACGAGAUCGAGACCGAGACUCCCACAACGAGUGCUACUGAGACGUCCUAUCCCACAACAACUUGA